This is a messenger RNA of Cydia amplana, 1611 nucleotides long. RefSeq lists its product as uncharacterized. Gene Ontology annotation, molecular function: long-chain fatty acid-CoA ligase activity. The coding region runs from base 43 to 1611 and encodes 522 amino acids. NCBI's taxonomy places the organism in Eukaryota, Metazoa, Arthropoda, Insecta, Lepidoptera, Tortricidae. Gene Ontology annotation, biological process: fatty-acyl-CoA biosynthetic process; long-chain fatty acid metabolic process. The transcript has 10 exons. The record is from RefSeq and is a predicted model, not a curated record.
CUCGCUAAGAACAGACGUAUAGGUACGCGUAGUUUUGUUAAAAUGUUAAAACACCCUUUUUACCAAUACGGAGCUUCGGAUUUGGAGUUACCAGUGAAUCUGAGCUUUAGUGAGUUUAUAUUGGACAAGCUUGUGGAAUAUAAAGAGAUAACUAUUAUCAAUGGAUCCACAGGAGAAACUAUAACCUACGGAGACAUCGCCCAAAAGGCGAUGAAUCUCGCCAUCUCCCUCUCUCACCUAGGCGUCAGAAAGGGACAAGUUGUUGGAAUAUGCUCUGAGAACAGAGCAGAGUUCUGGAGCGCCGUUGUGGGGUCUAUAUGUACCGGGGCCUCGUUUACCACCUUCAAUAUGAUGUACACGAAACAUGAGCUAACCCAUGUGUCUGGAAUCUCGAAGCCGAAAUACGUCUUCUGUUCGCCGCUGGCUUACAAAAUGCACGAAAAAACGUUAAAAUCAUUGAAGUAUAUUGAGAAAAUCAUAGUUUUUGGUGACGAUAAGCCGGCGGGAACUAUUGCGUACAAUGACUUGGUGUCAGCUCAAAACGUGAAAUACGAGGAGUUCAGAGCAGUUGACGUGGACAGUCCGGAUGAUACGCUGUUCAUACUAUACUCCUCAGGCACCACUGGCCUCCCGAAAGGAGUUGCUUUGACACAUCGCAACGCACUCACCUCAAAGACUCCUGAACCACCCAUAUAUCUGCUAAUAACCCCGUGGUUCCACACCAUGGGUUUUAUGGGGUCGCUUAUGUACCUAGCUAGCGGCAGGAACAUGGUAUAUCUACCGAAGUUCGAGAUCGAGGUCUACUUGAAAUGCAUUGAAAAGUAUAAGGUGACUCGUCUCUAUGUAGUGCCACCAGUACUGGUGGCAUUAGUCAAAUACCAGAUCAAGUAUGACCUGAGUUCAGUCGACCUCAUAUACAGUGGGGCAGCGCCGCUCACGAAAGAGACAGCUGAUGCAGUGAAGGAAAAAUUCCCAAACGUGAAAUCGGUUCUCCAAGGCUACGGUAUGACAGAGACGGCGCUAGCUGUCACUAGGUGCAUUGAUGCGGACUCAAAGCCAGGGACAGUUGGAACAGUCACGCCUGGAGCUAUUAUAAAGGUCAUCGACUUAAAAAGCCGGAAGCCAGUCGGAGCCAACCAGACUGGGGAGAUCUGCGUCAAAGGAGGCAUUGUCAUGAAGGGUUACAUCGGGAAAGACCGGAGAGAGACCUUCGACGAUGAAGGGUUCUUCAGGACUGGAGACGUCGGGUAUUACGAUGAGGAUGGGGACUUCUUCAUCGUGGAUCGGCUGAAGGAACUUAUCAAGUAUAAGGGAUACCAGGUUGCUCCAGCAGAACUGGAAGCAGUCCUGCUCCAGUAUCCAGCAGUCCGCGACGCAGGUGUAGUGGGUAUACCCGACAGCCAAGCUGGAGAAGUGCCACGCGCCUUUGUGGUGCUCCAGCCUGGAGCCACGGCCACUGCUGAGGAGCUACAGAAGUUUGUGGCUGAGAAGCUCUCAAACCCGAAACAUCUACGUGGUGGAGUGCGAUUUGUUCCAGAAAUACCGAAAAACCCCAGCGGGAAGAUCCUGCGCAGAGAGCUGCGCAAACUUGCGCAUCAGAGCAAACUAUAA